Messenger RNA from Argiope bruennichi, 4027 nucleotides. RefSeq lists its product as uncharacterized. The record is from RefSeq and is a predicted model, not a curated record. Lineage: Eukaryota; Metazoa; Arthropoda; Arachnida; Araneae; Araneidae. The coding region runs from base 565 to 3963 and encodes 1132 amino acids. Gene Ontology annotation, molecular function: monooxygenase activity; heme binding; oxidoreductase activity, acting on paired donors, with incorporation or reduction of molecular oxygen. The transcript is spliced from 15 exons.
CGCAUCGCACGCUUCCAUUUCUUGCUGAUUAAUGCAGAGUAGGAGGAAAAGAGCAGUGCUUUCUGUUUCUCCCUCUUCUUUUGUUUCCAUUUUAGUCACGUGGCAUUGUCAUCACAGGGUCUUUUUUUUUUUUUUUUCUAACUGACACAUAAUGCGAAAAAAGCGAGUGCAAGUGUCAUGAUUAAACCUCGUACUGCAUAUCAGUUAAUAAUUGAUAAAACCUCAUUCUGACGGGUACAGUCGUUGAUUACAGAACAAAGUGUGAGUUAAACCAGUUUCCUUGACUUUUUCCUGUGCAGCUCCCAGGUAAUUUGCUCAGCUUAUCUUCCUAUUAAAGACGUGCAUUCAGAAUAGACGAGUACUGAAUCAAGUGAGGCACUCUACACAGCUUUGUGCUAAAAGAACUGAAAUUGUUUUAUAGAUGAUUAUCACUCUCUUCCCCUUUUUUAUCGUUUCCUGAAGAAACGAAGCGAGAAGGAUCAUCUUUUCAAAUAUAUUAAAAGGAAUUUUUAAAAAAUACAUUGAAAAAAUACUAUAAAUUUAUCAUCUUUGAAUUGUAGUGAUAUGGAAAUUUUUUUCACUCUCGUCGUCAUCGCAUGUGCUAGUAUUGCGUUGAUGGCCAUGAAAUGGGUCUCAGACAGACGCGAACGUCAGAAGCUGCUGAGACGCUGCGGCAUCCCGGGUCCAGACCCUGCUCUUUUGACUGGCAACUUGAAAGACAUCAAGAGCAAGUCGACGCCGAAUGAAACGAUAACGGUUUGGUUGAAAAAGUACGGAAGCGUGUUUGGAUACUACUUGGGUGGAUUGCCUUACAUCAUCGUAAAAGACUUGGACAUACUAAAACAAAUAUUCAUCAAGGAUUUCCACUUGUUCUGCAACCGGCACUUAAUUUUGGACAUAUCACCUCUCAAUAAGACGCUUGUUGGACUGACAGACAAGAGGUGGAAGGAAGUGCGGACAUUACUAACCCCAACUUUCACCUCGGGAAAGAUCAAAUUAAUGUCGAAUAUUGUCAGCAAAAAGGUGGAUAUCACGGUUGAAGUGGUUACGAAAAAAGCAAGGAACAAAGAAAUGUUUGACAUCUAUGAACUCGUUCAAGGACUGACGUUGGAUGUUAUUGCUGACUGUGCCCUCGCGAUGAAAACGCAUUGCCAGGAAAAUUCCCAAGACAUAUUUCUUAUUUCCGUGCGUAAUUAUUUUCGCUAUGCAAGCAAUCCUGCUGUAGAAUAUGCAAUAAUGUUUCCUUCCGUGGUUAGUAUUAUGAGCUUCAUCAACAAAUUCAUGACAGCCGGACAAAUGACCGACCUCAUAGUAGACAGCGUGAACACAGCCAUAGCUGAAAGGAGAAAGAAUCCAGAAACCAAGAGCAUGGAUCUUCUGCAGUUAAUGAUAGAUCACAGAGAGAAGGAUGAAAUUGCGACUGGAUUGACAGAUGAAGAAAUUAUUGCCAAUGCAUGGAUUUUUUUACUAGCUGGUUAUGAAACAACUGCUACUGCCUUGGCCUUUACCUUCUACUUAUUAAUAAAACACCCUGAAAUUCAAGAGAGACUCUACAGAGAGAUUGAAAAAGCGGAGGAUGACAGCUAUGCCUCCAUUCAAAAUCUCCAGUAUUUGGAUCAAGUCUUCAGUGAAUCCCUUCGACUCUAUCCUCCGGUCACAGGAUUCAUAUCCAGAAUCUGUAGCGAAGAUUAUCGGGUAGGAUCCAUGACAAUUCCUAAAGGAGCUGUAGUCCAGGCUGCAGUCUGGGACAUCCACCACGAUCCAGAGUUGUGGCCCGAACCGUGGAAGUUCGAUCCUGAUCGAUUCGCUCCUGAAAACAGAGCGUCUCUUAACAGCAUGGCGUACAUGCCUUUCGGCAUAAGCAGGAGGAACUGCAUCGGUGCAAGAUUUGCCCAGGCUGAAGCGAAAUUGGCAUUGUUCAGGCUGGUGAAAAAAUUCAGGUUUGAGACAUGUGAAAAGACUGACGAUCCAUUACCUUUGAUAUGCCCAACUGUCAUUAUCAAUCCAGGUAAUGGCGUUUACCUGAGAGCUGUACCACGAACUGCUUUAGAGAUUGCUAUGAAAUGUUCAGGUGGCAAAGAUGAAAAUAAUUUCUUUCCCCUUAAGUCUUUACCAAAGCUAAUACUGUUUGAGAUCAGCAGCAUUCCUGUAUAUGAAGUGGUUUCCUACGUAAGACUGAAAACUUCCAGCGAAAUCUCUGAACAACUUUUGGCUUCAAAGAGCCGUGUGGUCUCUCUUAAACGAAUAACCCUUCCUCCCCUGGAAAUAAUGGGAAUGUUGCUUACCAUAAGACUGACAAAAAACGUUACUAGAGUUUUAGGGGAAAAAAAUACUACAACAAGUCACUUCUGGAUCGAUUCAACUAUGAGUUGGAUUAAAGUUUCUAGUAGCAGAUGGAAAGCGUUUGUCAUGAACCGCAUGAAAGAAAUACAAGUGCUUACAAACAAAGACUCUUUGCAUCACUGCUCCGGAAUGGAUGCAUCCGCGCUACUUUUAGCGACCCUCAUUGUUUGUAUUGCGGUUAUGAUUGUACUUUGGGCAAGAAACAGAGAGAAAAACCACAACUUGUUCAAGCGCUAUGGAAUUCCUGGUCCCGAGCCCUCGUUCUGGUGGGGCAACUUAAAAGACAUGAAGUACAAACCAACCAAAAACGAAACUAUAACUGCGUGGCUCAAGAAAUACGGAGACGUAUUUGGAUAUUUUUUGGGUGAAGUGCCGUUCGUCGUAGUGAAGGACUUGGAAAUGUUAAAGCAGAUGUUCAUCAAAGAUUUUGAAUUCUUUCGCAAUCGACCUCUGUUCAUAGAUUUACCACCAUUGAGCGAAACACUUAUUGGAUUAAAUGGCAAGCGUUGGACCGAUGUGAGAAAUUUUCUCUCUCCCAUCUUUAGUUCGGGGAAGAUCAAGUUCAUGUCACACAUUUUCAGACGAAAAGUAGACAUCACUGUCGAUGUCGUUGCAAGCAAAGCGCAGAAGAACGAAGCCUUCGACAUGUACAAGGUGGUGCAAGGGCUGACGCUGGAUGUUAUAGCCGAUUGCGCCCUCGCAAUGAAAACACGCUGCCAAGACAAUCCGCAAGACGCUUUACUCACAUCUGUCCAGAGUUAUCUUUGCCGAAGCCACAAGACAGCCACGCAUUAUACUUUCAUGUUCCCGUCCAUAGCGUACGUCAUGAAACUUAUCAAUAAACUCAAGACAGCGGAAAAAAUGAUGGAUCUCGUCGUGAGCAGCGUGAGCAAAGCCAUUACUGAAAGGAACAAGAAUCCGGAAAUCAAGAGCAUGGACUUUUUACAGCUGAUGCUAGAGCGACGAGAGAACAAUGAGAUGGGUGCUAGACUCUCCAAUGAAGACAUUCUUCAUAAUGUGUUUCUUUUUAUCCUGGGUGGCUACGAAUCGUCUUCCACAUCGUUAGCAUUUACCUUCCAUUUGCUCGUGAAACAUCCGGAGAUUCAAGAAAAACUUUAUGAAGAGAUGGAGCGGGCAGAAGACGACAGUUACCACACCAUUCAAAAUCUUCAGUAUCUCAACCAAGUUUUAACAGAAUCUCUUCGAUUAUAUCCUCCAAUUACAGGUUUUGUAAUUCGAGAGUGUAUUAGAGACUACCAGGUAGGAUCAGUAACAAUACCGAAAGGAGCUAUCGUGGAAGCUCCAGUUUGGGACAUCCAUCACGAUCCAGAUCUGUGGCCAGACCCGUGGAAGUUUGAUCCGGAUCGUUUUUCGCCCGAAAACAAAGCAUCCCUGAAUACCAUGGCCUACAUGCCGUUUGGAAUCGGCAGGAGAAAUUGCAUAGCGGCGAGAUUUGCUCUAGCAGAAGCAAAACUCGCAAUAUUUAGAUUGAUUAAAAAGUUCAGAUUUGAAGCGUGUGAAAAGACUAUUGACCCUCUACCUGUGAUAUGCCAAGGAGUCAUGACUUUUCCAGCCACCGGAAUCUAUAUGCGAGCAAUACCAAGAACUACAACAAUGUAAAAUGAAAACAAUAGUAUCAGUAAAUGAGCUUUCAUUGCUUAAUUUUAUUUGAUGCAAGAAAACG